GUUCGUUGCCUCGUCGUGAGCGGUUGUCUGCCUUCCAUAUAGAGCCCAUCAGCGACUUAGUUCCUCUCUUACCAGAGUUGGUAACACGAAAUACGAAAUACGUAAAUCUAACGAAAACCUAACAACAACUUGAAGCGUGCAGCCAAAGCGAACCAUUGGAUUAUCGCGCACGUUUCUCAAACAAUCAGCAAACUAAAAACAAAAUACAAAACAAAACACAAGCAAACAAAUUUUAUUUUGACAAAAACACGCAUGUUUUAGUUAAGCAAAUGUGACAAAACAUAAUAUUGGCGAAAACAAGAAAAUUUGAAAAAGUGAAUAACAGUGAAAACUCAAACACAUCACACAAGCAAAACAAAACGAAACACUGAAUUCUGCAUUUUAAGUUCUGUUCAUCAACGAUUUGAUCGGCUGAAAACCAGAAAUUGUUGCCAAACAAUCUUCAAAGACAAACAAUAGCACUAUGGAAAACUGAAAAAGUCCCAAGGAAAACUGCGAAAGAAUCGAAACACAGCGAGUGUAAACUGAGCGACCGAAAAGAGAGACAGAAAAAUCAGAGACCAAGAUGCAGCGCAACAUGAUGAUCGCGUUCGUGGGCAUCUGGUGCAUUUUGGCCAGCAUGGCAGUGGAGCCCGCGGCUGGUUUGGCCAAUUGCCCGCCCGGCUGUCAGUGCGACGAUAAUACCCUGGUGGUUCAGUGCGGCGAGGGCCAGCUGGACGUGCUGCCCAUCGCUUUGAAUCCCUCCAUCCAGCGACUGGUGAUCAAGAGCAACAAGAUCAAGACCAUCGACUCGUCCAUUCAGUUCUACGCGGAGCUGACCUUCCUCGAUUUGUCCUCGAAUCACCUGAUGACCAUACCCCAGCGCACCUUCGCCUACCAGAAGAAGCUACAGGAGGUGCAUCUGAAUCACAACAAGAUUGGCCAGAUCAGCAAUAAGACCUUUAUCGGUUUGUCGGCCGUGACUGUUCUCAAUUUGCGUGGCAACCAAAUCUCGGAGCUCCACCAGGGCACUUUCACGCCGCUGCUGAAGGUGGAGGAGCUGAAUCUGGGCGAGAAUCGCAUUGGCUAUCUCGAUCCCAAGGCCUUCGAUGGUCUCAGCCAGCUGCGCAUCUUGUAUCUGGAUGACAAUGCCCUGACCUCCGUUCCCGAUCCCGUCAUCUUCCAGGCCAUGCCCAGCCUGGCCGAGCUCUUCCUGGGCAUGAACACGCUGCAGAGCAUCCAGGCUGGGGCCUUCCAGGAUCUCAAGGGUCUGACGCGUCUGGAGCUGAAGGGCGCCAGUCUGCGCAACAUUUCGCACGACAGCUUUUUGGGCCUCGAGGAGCUGCGCAUCCUGGAUCUCUCCGACAAUCGCCUGGAUCGCAUUCCCUCCGUGGGUCUCAGCAAGCUGGUGCGUCUGGAGCAGCUUUCCCUGGGUCAGAAUGACUUUGAGGUGAUCAGCGAGGGCGCCUUUCUGGGCCUGAAGCAGCUGAAGCGUCUGGAGGUCAAUGGAGCCCUCAAGCUGAAGCGCGUGAUGACUGGAGCUUUCAGCGAUAAUGCUAACCUGGAGUAUCUGAAUCUCUCGUCCAACAAAAUGCUCGUUGAGGUUCAGGAAGGUGCUCUCAGUGGACUGCCCCAUUUGCGCCAUGUGAUGCUGAAGGCCAAUGCUUUGACCUCUUUGGCCGAGGGCCUGUUCCCCUGGAAGGAUCUGCUCACCCUGGAUCUCUCGGAGAAUCCCCUGUCCUGCGAUUGCCGCGUCAUGUGGCUGCACAACCUGCUGGUGGCCAAGAAUGCCAGUCAGGAGGAGGUUUCCGAGCUGAUUUGCGAGUUCCCCGAGCGUCUGCGUGGCGAAUCCCUGCGUCACUUGAACCCCGCCCUCAUGGGCUGCACCCAUGCCGAUCCUCGCAAGCAGGCUCUGAUUGGAGCUCUCCUAGUGGGUUCCGCUGCCACCAUUACCGCCUUGGCUCUGGUCAUCUACCGCUGCCGCCACAAGAUCCGCGAGACCAUCAAGGGCGGCGGCGGUCUGUGGGGCAACUCGGCGCUGGGACGCAAGGAGCGCGAGUAUCAGAAGACCUUCUGCGACGAGGACUACAUGUCGCGUCACCAGCAUCAUCCCUGCUCCCUGGGCAUUCACUCCACCUUCCCGAACACCUACACGGCGCCCCAUCAUCCGGGAGUUACCCACCAUUACGGAAUGUGCCCCAUGCCGGCGGUCAAUGAUCUGGGUGCCGUCGAUCCGCAGCAAAAGUUUCAGCAGCUGGCGGUGUCCACGAUGGUCAGCGAGAAGAAACUGAACAAUAAUAAGGGUUUGGUAUCCCAAGGAGCCGUCGAUGACAGCGCCUCGUUUGUGCUGCACAUGAAGUCGGCCACUAUGGGAAGGGAUGUCGGCCAUCAGGCGAAUCCCCAGCUGAAUCACUACACCAAGCCGCAGUUCCUGGCCGCCACCGCCACAGUGGGCGACUCGUGCUACUCGUACGCAGAUGUGCCCAUGGUGCACGGUGCCCCCUUGAAUCAGCCGCAGUUGCGUUUGACUCAGGAGCACUUCAAGCAACGCGAACUGUACGAUCAGGAAAUGAUGGGUGGUGAGAUCCUCGACCACAACUACAUCUACAGCAAUACCCACUACUCGAUGCCGCUAGAGCAGCUGGGUCGCAGCAAGACGCCCACGCCGCCACCGAUGCCGCCGGCCUUGCCGCUGAGGAAUGGUCUGUGUGCCACCACGGGAAGGAGGUCCUUCCAGCAAAAGACCGCCGCCCAGAAGCAACAGCAGCAGCAGCAGCAGAACAACAACACCCUGCGUCAGUUCACGCACUGAUCCUCGACCUAUCGACGCAGGCAGCUGAGCAUCUAUGCUUAGUAGUCCGCUGCCCAACACUGUGAUGCCAAAACCCUAAAGAACCCACUCCCUCCUCCCUACCCACACACAAUUAGAGUUUAGUUAGGAAAUAAGGAAAACAUUGUAGUAGCUGUAAUCGGAAUACAACCUAGGCAUUAAGUCAGACGAAAAAUCUUGCCUUGUAUAUAUAACUCUAGAAACGCACUCUUUUCGAACCUAUAGAACACUGAAGGAUCUCCCAUUCUAUCAGCACUUUGCCAACACUACUGUUUUCCUAACCCCUCCGAGCAUAAGUUAAUCGUAGCCCUAAGACCCCCAUGAAUUGUAAAUGAUAUACGAGUUUAGAUAAACUAAAGACAACAAAGCACUGAGAGUCAUUGUAAGCUUAAUUUUAACUUAUUUAAUUUAUUGUUAAAUGCAAAAUCGAAUCAAAUGCAAACCACUAUUUAUGUAUUAGUUAGACAAGAAAUUUAUGCAAAUUUAAGCGAAAACCAGAAAUAUGAAGAGAAAACAAAAAUAUACGCAAUGAAAACAGAAACUCAUU
Messenger RNA from Drosophila takahashii, 3356 nucleotides. RefSeq names its product tartan (gene trn). The record is from RefSeq and is a predicted model, not a curated record. Gene Ontology annotation, molecular function: protein binding. Gene Ontology annotation, cellular component: extracellular matrix. NCBI's taxonomy places the organism in Eukaryota, Metazoa, Arthropoda, Insecta, Diptera, Drosophilidae.